AUGUCCGACUCUCAGCAAAAAGGCAGAAUCUACAAGUCACGCAAAUCCAGGCCAUGCGAUGCCUGCCGACGCCGAAAGGUGACCUGUGAUAUGCCCAAUGGCCCACCAUGCAAGCGAUGUGUACACAUGAACAAAGCAUGCACAUUCGAAGAGCCACCAAGCCAGCGAAAAAGACGCACCGUACCGAAACUGGACGAUAUCGACUCAUCAAUCCUUUCUUUACUCCAUGGUACCGAGAAUGAUAUUUGGCGCGGAUUCGCAGCCAAUGCUAUGUCGCCAUUGCAAUUGUACAACGAUGGGAUGUUCCUUGGUUCUCCCGGUUCAAGGAGCGACGACAACGUGUCGCCAAGGGGUUUGCAAAUGCCAUAUUUAGGAGAAGGUUUUGCGCAUCUACCGGGUCCGUCGGAUUUCAAGAAUAAUCAGUCCCCUCCAGAUGCAAGUCAAAGAAUGUCUCCCGCACAUCGGACUCCUACAAAUGGGCCAGCCUACGAUACUUCCUUUGGUCGAUCACAUCAUAACCGUGAGACCUCGUUGGAAUUCGUUCCGGAUGCAUUCACAUUUUAUAUCGGUCCCACUGGCGUGUCUGAUGUCCAUUUACUCGACUCACAACCGUACGAUGAUAAGAACGUGUCCAGACUCAAUGUCAAAGGUUUGAGAUACCGACUCUUGAACCCCAGUUCGCGGGGUGAAAGAGAUACAUCUACAAUAUUCGGCAUUACAGACAGAUCAUUAUUAGAUAAAGCUGAGCCCAAAGUGGACUAUCAGACAACCGAGUCGGCUUGGUCGGAUUUAUGGCAAGCCCUCGACCCGACCGCAGCUUGGCACUUGAUCGCCCUGUAUAGUCGCUUUGUUGACCCCUACUUUCCUAUUGUCUCCCAGGAACAGAUACCUGAUAAUCCGGAUACUCUCAGCAAUAUGCCAUUGGGCUUGUUGACAGCAAUGUGCGCAACCGCGCUUCCAUUCAUCAUGUACGACGAAGCAUUAUACACUCUCUUGCUACGGCCACCUUCGAUUCAAGAACUCUAUCGACUUGCCUGGCUUGGUGUCACAUCAGAACUACACGCACCGACAUUGACCACAUUGCAAGCUUGCCUUAUUCUUUUGCAACGACUUCCAACAAACUUAUACCUUUCAGAUACUGCAUUUACAUGGUCACUUAUGUCAAUCGCAGUUUCAAUAGCUCAAACAAUCGGAUUGCACAGAGAUCCGUCUGCAUGGCUUUCAGUACCAUCAUGGGAAAGACAACUCCGCCGACGGCUGUGGUGGGCACUGUGGACAAUGGAAAAAUGGAUUGCUCUGGCGCGUGGCAUGCCCAGCCACCUGCACGAAGAUGACUCGGAUGUUGCUAUGAUGACUAUGGACGAUAUCAACGACACACUUUCGGAACCAUGCGAGAACCACGCCCAUCUCCCUCACUUGGUGAGCUUGACUGGUAUACUAUCUGAUAUUUGCCGUACUUACUACACUGUACGCAGCAGUAGUGUCACAUCCAGCGAUUUGCAGCAUUCUCUCGAUGCAGCCAGACCACUUCGAGCACGCUUAAAAGCAUGGCACGAUAAUCUGCCCGAUACGCUAAUAUUUCGAGACGGCCGAGGUCCCAAAGACUCAGCAGGAUAUAGAGACAAACCGGAAUCACAUCAUACGUAUUACCAGCAGCGAGAACAUCUAGAUGGCAAUGGGAGUCUACAUCUUUCGUAUAUCGUUGCUCACAUGACUCUUUUCCGAGCAUUGUUGAGACCCUUGAAUAAGUGGCCGUCUAUUCUUGCUCGGUCUCCACCUGAUCAGGCAAAUGCGAUCAACGAAGGGGCACGAGCGGUUGUUCGAGGGGCGUUGCUUUGUGUGAAGGAGUUUGUUGAAUUCAUGGAAGCCUUGACAGAGACACAAUGGAAUGCAUUCUGGCACAGUUGGAGCCGACCGAACUUUGCGAUAGCCGGCUCGUUUAUGGUACAUGUUCUACAUACUACUGCACCCCACGAUGCUACAAGACACCAAGAAACGGACGCAGCUGGGCUGCCUACCAGUUACAUCACCUUUGAAGAGGAGUACGAAGAUCUCAAAAUGUGGAUUCGUCGAUGGCGAUGGGCGAAUCGCGUCUCUGUAAAUGGUGCUGCUGGCGUUAAGGGUCUCACUAAUCUUGGUCUCAUGAAAGCCGAGACGUUGAUGGAGAAGAUGGAGUCGAGCCAUUUUACUACAAACUCACAGAGUGGAAAGUCUACUUAG
Molecule: messenger RNA, 2220 nt
Organism: Talaromyces amestolkiae
Lineage: Eukaryota; Fungi; Ascomycota; Eurotiomycetes; Eurotiales; Trichocomaceae
Exons: 2
Coding region: 1-2220 (739 amino acids)
Biological process (GO): DNA-templated transcription
Cellular component (GO): nucleus
Molecular function (GO): DNA-binding transcription factor activity, RNA polymerase II-specific; zinc ion binding; DNA binding
Source: RefSeq, a predicted model, not a curated record